AUGAAGAUCCAUCUCUACAUUCUUUUGCUGGCUGCAAGCAUCUCUGCUGCUCCCCAGAUGAGCAACAUGGCUGAAUUACAGAUAUUAUUACAGCAAAUGUGUGAGUCAAUGACAAAGGACAUUUGGAAUCUGAGGAUUGAAACUCCAGACAAUAUAGAUGAUGUGAAUUGUAUCAGCACAAUCUUUGAAGGAACGGAACAGCUGAAAACUAAUCCAGCUAUGAAAAAAUUCAGUGUUUUUUUCCAAAAAUUUGAAAGGCUGAAGCAAUUACUCACACCAAGCCUGGCAAAAGAGGGGAAAUGUGACACAGAAAGAAAGAAUGCAACAAUAUUUCUAGAAAAACUGAUGACAUUCAUCCGAAAAGUAUCAAAAACUGCAAGAGCAUAG
Molecule: messenger RNA, 387 nt
Organism: Harpia harpyja (harpy eagle)
Lineage: Eukaryota; Metazoa; Chordata; Aves; Accipitriformes; Accipitridae
Product: interleukin-5-like
Exons: 4
Coding region: 1-387 (128 amino acids)
Biological process (GO): immune response
Cellular component (GO): extracellular region
Molecular function (GO): growth factor activity; interleukin-5 receptor binding
Source: RefSeq, a predicted model, not a curated record